CCCAGAUGCCUAAGGGGCAGGUCCAUAAGGGCCGGACCCGCGGCCUGCUCGCGACCUCCUUCGGCUGGCGCUUCCGGCUCUGGUCCCUGGGACUCUUCUGCCCGGAGCGCCACCUCGCCAGGCGCCUUAAGAACAACAGCUUCUUCCCGUUCGAGCAGCAGCAGCCCAACGGUGCGCGCAGGGCGGGGCGCGUCUGGGGAGGAGGGAGCCGGGCGGAGGCCGGAAUGGAGCGGAGCCGGGUGGGCAGGGCCAGGGGCCCUGGGCGGGGCCGGCCCGUGCUCCCCGGGUCCGAAUCGCAGCCGGCUAGACGCAGCUGCCGCCCCGAGCCCUGCGCGGACCCAGCCGCUCCGGGCCAAGCCCUGGCGCCGCCACCCCGGCUGCGGGGGGCCCGGGCGUCCUCACACGCCGCGCCGCCCCUAGUCUUCGUGCUCGAGUACUACCUGGACACGCUGUGGAAGGGGAUGCUGCUCUUCGUCGUCUGCGUGGUCCUGGUCAGCGUCAGCUCCCUGAGAAAGGUGCAGAAACAGGAGACCUGGGUCUUCCCCGCGUACGGCGUGGCCGUGGGCCUGUGGAUGGUGGUCUCCUCGCUGCCGCGGCGCCGCCUGGUGCUGAACCACCCGCGCGGCGUGUACCACUUCUCCAUCCAGGGCCGCGCUGUGUGCCAGGGCCCCUUGCACCUGGUCUACGUGCGCCUGGCGUUCAGCUCCGACGCCUACGGAAGGUGCUUCUUCCAGCUGGUCCUCGGCGGCCACAGGUUGGAGCCGCUGGUGCUGGUGCAGCUGUCGGAGCACUACGAGCAAAUGGAAUACUUGGGCCGUUACAUGGCCCGGAAGCUCAACAUCAACUACUUCGACUACAUGGCCACUUCCUACCGGCACGUGGUUCGCCACUGGCCACCCUCUAGCGCCCGCACCGUGUCGCACAAGAGCCUCGUGGGCAAGCACAGCUCCUCUCAGUCCAACCUGGAGGUGUGA
Saimiri boliviensis boliviensis (Bolivian squirrel monkey) is the source of this 974-nucleotide messenger RNA. RefSeq names its product transmembrane protein 249 (gene CATSPERQ). Lineage: Eukaryota; Metazoa; Chordata; Mammalia; Primates; Cebidae. The record is from RefSeq and is a predicted model, not a curated record.